This is a messenger RNA of Rhodofomes roseus, 695 nucleotides long. Its product is annotated as YjgF-like protein. Gene Ontology annotation, cellular component: cytosol; mitochondrion. Gene Ontology annotation, molecular function: deaminase activity. The transcript has 4 exons. The record is from RefSeq and is a predicted model, not a curated record. NCBI's taxonomy places the organism in Eukaryota, Fungi, Basidiomycota, Agaricomycetes, Polyporales, Fomitopsidaceae. The coding region runs from base 75 to 455 and encodes 126 amino acids.
UAUCAGAUCGGCGUCCAUCGUUCCCUUACCUUUUUGCUUAGCCCUACCACCGAGAGUGAAACAUCGAAGCGAACAUGACGAAGCAGACUAUCAUAUCAGAGGAGGCUACCCCUGCUCUCCCUGUCUUCGCGCAUGCGACGAUCAGUGGGAAGACAGUGUACGUCUCUGGGAGCGUUGGAUGCGACAAGGAGUUCAAGCUGCAGGGCGACAUCAAGGGCCAGACGAAAGCGGCCCUCGAGAACAUGGCGAAGAUCCUGAAGUCUGCGGGCACUGAUGUGAACAACAUCGUCAAGGUCAACAUCUUCCUAUCGAAUCUGAAGGAGGACUUCGCACCGAUGAAUGAGGUGUACGCCGAGUUCUUCCCUAAGCACCCUCACUCGCGCACUUGCGUCGGCGUCGCUGUCCUGCCUCUGGGCGCGGCCAUAGAGCUCGAGUGCAUCGCUGAGCUGCCUUGAUCACAUUUCAGUCGAGAGUAACACGGGGACAUCGGAUUGGCGGCCAUAGCGUUGAUUGUGAAUGUACGACGUAUGUUGGAAUAUGGCAGUUAGAAUUUGGCACAGUCAGAACAGAACUCAACCAAAGGCGACAAACAACUGAAGUGAGUGUAGUACGCAUGAGCUGCGUACACUGUCCGGUUCGAGUGAUGCUGAGGUCGCCGAGCGAGACCGAGACACGCGUCGCGCUCGAGAAAGCUC